Messenger RNA from Plasmodium coatneyi, 801 nucleotides. RefSeq names its product KIR protein. The transcript is spliced from 3 exons. Lineage: Eukaryota; Apicomplexa; Aconoidasida; Haemosporida; Plasmodiidae. The record is from RefSeq and is a predicted model, not a curated record. Bases 1 to 801 code for a protein of 266 amino acids.
AUGUCCGAAACCGCACCAGUAGCACCAGCGACGUGCACACUAGAUUCAAUUCAGAAGCAGUUAAACUUAAUUAACGACUUCUAUUCAAAUUUCAAGAAUAAUGCAGAGAAUCAGGGUGAUGGGGGUACUGAAGGUGCACAAUUGACGUCCGAGUUACGGACUGCCUGUUCGAACUGUACGAAAAUUACUGGUGACGCUAAGGGAAUCGAAAACGCCUACUUAUACGCAUGUCAGCAGAAUGGGCAAUCGGAUUACGGGGAUUCCCCCUGCCGCCUAUUUUAUUAUUGGUUUGGACACAAAUACUGGUCUCACUUAAAAGGUAAUGCGCUAUCAACAGUUUUGGAUAAAAUUUACACCACACUGAAGGGAUCUUGCACUAAGGGAGAAUGUACUUUUAAAUAUGACAUUACGGACCAAACUAUUUUUGAUCAUAUGAAAAUCAUAUUUGAAUAUUACAACGAUUAUAAUCAGGUACAGAGUGAACUAAGUCGGAGUGGUAUCACCUGUGCGAAGAAGUGGUCAGACUAUUGGACCAAACUUUCCACAGCAUGUGAAAAAAUGAAGGAGAAGUGCAAAGAAGGGUCCGAUGAUCGGGAAAAACAAUAUUGUAAAGACUUUGACAGUACCUAUAAAAUCCACUGUGAAACAGCUAAUCUCCCCCAACAGAUGACGGAACUAAUAACAAAGAUCCAACGUGAAGCACAGCUGGCAGCACAAACAGCAGCAACCUUAGCAACAAAAGAAAAGGACGAAGCCAACCUCCUUCCUUCCUCCUUAGAUAUCCUUUCCUUUCUUCCUUAG